AAUGCAUUGACUGCUAUUUCCUCACAAAACUUCAAAGGACUAAAAAAUCUCCGGUAUCUAUUUUUAAGCCACAAUCAAAUCAAUUCCAUUGAGAGGUCUACAUUUAUCUACCUAGAAAAACUUCAUACACUCGAUCUUUCAAACAACGUCAUUGAAAUAUUUGUGAUGGGUAUAUUUUCAGAAUUGGAAAGUUUAGAAAAACUUUACAUACAAAAUAACAAAAUUGUAUCUGUGGAGGGAAUGUUUGCUGGCCUAUUUAGUCUCAAGUUUCUUCAAGUAGAUUUCUUUUCCAUAUGCUGUGCCAAACCUAGGAAUUACUAUGACGUAACGUGUGUUGCACCUCAGAAUGAAAUUUCCUCUUGCGAACAAUUAAUUAGCGUACCAGUCCUAAAUGUCAUUAUUUGGUACAUUGCACAACUUGCAACAUUUGGAAAUUUAAUUGCCUUAAUCUACAAUAUAAUUAGUUUCAGUAGCGGAUCGUCAUUUACGUAUUUCUUCCUUUCUAGCAAUUUAAGUUUGGCUGAUUUACUUAUGGGAGUCUAUUUGUAUAUCAUUGCUGUGGUAAAUCUAAUUCAUACUGGCAGAUACGGAUUCGAAGAUCAUAAAUGGCGCCAAAGUUUUCUUUGUACUUUUGAGGGAGUUUUAGCCACAUUAUCAAGCGAAGCCUCCGUUUUAUUUGUUUUCCUUAUAACCAUUGACAGAGUCACAUCUAUAAAGCAUCCUUUCUCGCAGAGAAAGAAAGUUUGGUAUUUCGGAGCAGCUUUAUUUUCCUGGAUUAUCGCGAUCUCUUUGUCUCUGUUUCCGGUUUUGCCGCUUAAUUUACCCUUGUUCGAUGGCUUUUAUUCCCAAUCUCCGAUAUGUAUAUCUCUUCCAUUAUCUGUGCGCAGACAACCUGGCUGGCAAUAUUCUAUGGUUAUUUUCAUCGGUUUUAACUUCACAUUAUUUCUCGGUAUUCUUUUUGGACAUUUUAUCAUUCUGUUUGAUGUCCUUAAGUCAGGGAGGGUCAUUCAAACCUCAAAUACACAUGUAAGGGAGAUAACUCUUGCUAAGUCUGUUGUUGCUGUUGUUAUGACGGAUCUUCUGUGCUGGAUUCCAAUAGGAAUAAUAGGUAUGUUGACGUUUUCUGGGAUAGAUGUUUCUAGGGAGGUAUAUGCUUGGAUAAUAGUGCUCGUUCUGCCCAUUAACUCUGCAAUUAACCCUAUCCUUUACACCUUGUCAGGUGUCAUACGAGAUAGACGGAGAAGAAAGGUCAAUGAAACAACUUUUCAGAAAGAGAAAAAACUGCUGGAGCAGGAAAUUGUUCGUCUCAAACGUCGACUGGAUUCUUCCAAAAGGUUAGAGAAAAAUGGAUGGAAAACAAAAAUAAAACUUUAUGAUAAACGUGAUGAUAGCAACUUUUCUACCCUCAACUUCCCUUGUUUCCGUAUAGAUGAUGCUUUACUGGCUACAGACGAUAAAGGCAAACUAACAACUUAA
Molecule: messenger RNA, 1476 nt
Organism: Saccostrea echinata
Lineage: Eukaryota; Metazoa; Mollusca; Bivalvia; Ostreida; Ostreidae
Product: G-protein coupled receptor GRL101-like
Exons: 4
Coding region: 166-1476 (436 amino acids)
Biological process (GO): G protein-coupled receptor signaling pathway
Cellular component (GO): membrane
Molecular function (GO): G protein-coupled receptor activity
Source: RefSeq, a predicted model, not a curated record